GGUAACCCACUGAUGACACUGCAUGACAGCUUUGCCAGCACUGCUGGAACUCGGCUUGGGUGCCCAACCUGGUCUUUUCUCGCCCCAUCCCGCAACCAGUGCAACAAAGCCGAUAGCGUAGCGUAGUGCCCGAGCAGCGUGAAGAUGCAAAACAGGAACUUGUUCGUUACCCUCGAAACGUAAGCUUUUUGGAUAUUGAGUGCCAUGUUUAUAGCUGCGAGCACCUCGCGGUCGGCCAAUUUUACGGCGUCGGCACUUCGGUGUAGGUGGUCUCAAACGCUCACUACUCGGGAUGCCGCGCUAUCCGGGGUGGAGAGAAGGCAGUUUAUAACGAAUUGUUAUUGGCUCUAUAAUGCCUCGCCGAGAAGGAAAUCUGAUCAAGGGUAUCACACAUUGCGAGGAGACGCGACCCGACAAACGGUAAAGACUUCUCGUUUCGAAAGGCGACGGCUAGGAUGGGAUUCAAAUCCGGACAUUAACCGGCUCAACGAAGCUAUCAACCGCGGCGAUGCCUUUGAGAGCAUGGAGGCGUUUGUUGAAAUUGCCGAUAGGCCAACGGGAGUGCAAUCUAUGCCAGCAGCCACUCUCCAACGUCUCCUGGAGCUUCUGGCUUUCCAGAGGAAAACGGAUUUCAAUACAAGGAGGUCAUGGAUGGCCCAAGUCUUCCCACCGGUAUGGAGCACCUUUAAGCGCAUGAUUGCACAGAAAGAGCAUCCCCCAUACGAACUAUGUGCAGCGCUCUUGACUGGGCUCUAUGUAUACCCAAACCGCGAGGUGGACAAGGUUCAGUGUACACUAGAGGUCUGGGAGUACAUGAAAGCUGCGGAUUUCGUGCGACUAAUUGACACCAGCGUUGGUUGUACUGUCAUCACUCUUCUCAUGAAAACUGGGCAUGGGCACGAAUAUUUCGAAGAGAUGAAGACUCACGGAUACGCUACUGAUCUGCGUUCAUACGAGACACUAGUCAAAGCGUGUUGCGAUGUCAAUGAUUUCUCAAAAGCUGCAGAAUACCUGGAUAUUGUGGAGGAAGAAGGACUAGCUAUCAACUCGAGAGUUUACAACUAUCUCAUGAAAGGGCUGUCGAAAGGUGCAUUUUGGAAGGCCGUGCUUGACCUCAAAAGGCGCAUGGACGCAGCUGGUGUGAGAGCAAACAGUUUUACGUAUACCAUUAUUUUGAAUGCUAGCGCGGAACUUCAUGGCCUUGACAUGACCGAAACCAUCGCAGAAGAAAUGGAACUGGAAGGAGAGAGCUUGGAUCAAUUCCACUAUGGAACACUCGUGAAAGCUGCAGGGAGAGAUGAUAAUGUCGAAAGAGCUGAAUAUUGGUAUAACAAGAUGCGUGAGGCUGGGUUUCCUCCAAGCGGAAAGGUGAUCAACUCGUUAAUGGCUGUGAACUGUCGCGUACGAGACAUGGAUCGUUCCGAAGAGCUCUUCAAUGAAAUGCCGAGAUACAACGUCAAACCCACGAAUAUGCAUUAUUACAACAUGAUAGCAGGGUACAUCAACAGUAGGAAUGAUGACAAAGCUUCAUUCUGGCUUGAAAAGGUGCUCAAGGACGGCAUCGUAGUGGAAGACAGCAAUUCCCCUUUCACCCCAUUUAUUCAGCGUUACCUGCAUCAGGACGAUGAUGAGAGCGCGCGAAAGAUCCUCGAUCUGAUAAAGCGAGAACCUGAGCUACUGGGGAAGUCAGACACUCCAUUCGUGACGUUUAUGAGCUAUUACGGAAAACGCAACCUGCAAGCGAUGCUAGACUGCUUCCAGGAAGUUAUUGAUGCUGGCUUGGCCCCGUCACCCAAUUCGUUUAACACGAUCAUGGCAGCUUAUGCGAAUCUUGGUAAAGUGGAGGAUGCUGAAAAUUGGCAUAAGAGAAAGAUUAAGGCUGGGCAUGCGGAAGACCAAAUUGGAUUGGCUGUCCUAAUGACAGCCUAUCGUAAAGCUAAGCGAUGGGAUGAUGGGUACACGAUCUGGAAGCGAUUACGGGGGUCCGAUGUCUUAUUACGCGAAGAGACAGUAACUAUCUUUAUCAAGUUGUGCAACCAGUGCAAGCAGCUGGAGACCAUGCGAGAAGAAGUCAUUUCGUUGGCGACAGACUCGUAUGAAUUUACGCCGGAGAACUUUAAAGCUAUGGUCUUCGCGUACGGUGAUAAUAACGAUAUAGAAUCAGCGCUACGUGUGCUACUGGAGCUGAUGCCACGAAAAGACAAUGAGCAUUUUGCGGAAGCUGGCAUGUACGUUGCUCAAUUGCUUGACAAGGCCGAGAAUCACGACGAAGCAAGAAGGCUUCGGAGGUUAGCGAUGUUGCAUUCCAAUAGAUCUUGAAUGAGAUUAUGGGCUGGAUCUCAGUGAUCACGGACAGUUGUGUGCAUAUUCACUAGAUGGAUGUUAGAUUUUGCAGACAUCAACAUAUUAUUCGUUUCAUGCGCGGCAAAUGCACUAUUGUAUGAUAGCACAGACGUUGGUAGAUGCACUCCGAACCUGAUUCGUUGUCCAACAAGAAAUCAAUUAUUUGUAACUUAUCGAUUGCUGCCUUAGUGGUCUUCCUAUACCAAAUAUUCAUAAUACCAAUACGAGACUUGAG
Messenger RNA from Spizellomyces punctatus DAOM BR117, 2578 nucleotides. Its product is annotated as pentatricopeptide repeat domain-containing protein. The coding region runs from base 205 to 2319 and encodes 704 amino acids. Lineage: Eukaryota; Fungi; Chytridiomycota; Chytridiomycetes; Spizellomycetales; Spizellomycetaceae. The record is from RefSeq and is a predicted model, not a curated record. The transcript is spliced from 2 exons. Gene Ontology annotation, molecular function: protein binding.